Molecule: messenger RNA, 2526 nt
Organism: Babesia bigemina
Lineage: Eukaryota; Apicomplexa; Aconoidasida; Piroplasmida; Babesiidae
Product: DNA ligase I, putative
Exons: 7
Coding region: 1-2526 (841 amino acids)
Biological process (GO): DNA recombination; lagging strand elongation; DNA repair
Cellular component (GO): nucleus; mitochondrion
Molecular function (GO): ATP binding; DNA binding; DNA ligase (ATP) activity
Source: RefSeq, a predicted model, not a curated record
AUGCGAUGUCGUAUCGCCGCUUGGCUCUUCGCUCUUAUUUUUUUCGUAUCUGCGCUUUCCGAUUCGUGUAAAUGUUUUAGACUUAGUCAGUCGUCGAUAAUUUCGGGACCUAUGAAUAUCAAGCAAUUCUUUGCGGUGCAGCCGCAUCCAGCUCGGAGCACGCCAACUUCGCCUCCUGCAGGAGAACAGACCGUGCCGGCGCGCAAUGAUGGGUCUUCUAGUAACGAGGGGCUCAACGGACCCGGUUGUGACAUAACUGCAGCGUCGCCCAAGAGGCGCAUUGGAGCCGUUUCAGAUGCCACGGAGGAAGCCACGAUCGAUGAAGGCCUUUCUUGGAGCCAAGAUGAUCCCAGCGAAUCAGUGGGUGACAGUGCAGUGGCCAGCCAGGUCAGUGAAUGCGCCCCUGCUGAAGUUGGGAAGGCCUCUAAGAAACCCAAGAAAAGCCCCAAGAGGAAGGUGGACGCUGAUGAACCGGCCGUUGGUACGCUGUUCAACAGGACCAUGAAGCCGGGCGAGGGCUGCGCCGACAUAAGGUCGGCGAAGUUCGACCCCAGCCUAUUUGACAUAAGCCCAUAUAUCCCCAAAUACCCCCCUUCCGUCCAGCAGAAUUCUCUGUUGUUCAUCUUUUUGGCUGAGAUAUUGCAGGAGGUUGACGACAUGUUCAGAUCGGGCGUGGGUAGUAGGAAAUGCGUGUCCACGAUCUUGUCGAACUUCUUCCGCGUCUUAAUCUACCACAGCCCUAGCGACGUCAUUCACAGCGUUUACAUCAUGAUCAACAGAAUUGCGCCAGAGUAUGAGGGCGAGGAGAUCGGCGUUGGCGACGUGCUGGUGAUGAAGGCAAUGGCGGAAUCCUACGGCAAAAGUGAAAAAUCUAUCAAAGAAAUGUUGACCAAGCACGAGGACCUAGGCAUCGUUGCUAGCAUGAGUAGCUGCACCUCCCAAACCAUCGUGAGACUCCCCGACUUGACCAUAGAAGGCGUCAUCAAACAAUUCAAGGCUCUUGCCGCUGAAUCAGGGAAGAAUUCGGUUGAGCGGAAAAAGAACGGGAUUAAGCGCCUUUUGGCAUGCGCGAAGAAGAAAGAGGCUAAGUACAUCGUUCGGUUUUUGCAGCAAAAGUUACGCGUCGGUGUGAACUCCAUUACGCUAUUCCAGUCCAUCGCUGACGCCACUUAUCUCACGAAGGCUGCUAAGGGCGACCAACCGGCGAUCGGUGACGUACGUACCGCUGGCAUAAAGCAGGCCGAUACCAUUGAAGAAAUGGAGAAGGCCGUCAAAACGGCGACAACGCACCUGGCCUGCAUCGAAACAAUUAUUGGACACCUGCUGGACGGGGACAACUGCCAACAGCUGCUGGAGCACUGCAAAAUACGGCCAGGGAUUCCCGUGAGCCCGAUGUUGGCGAAGCCCGUCAGCAAGACUGCGGAGAUCCUGCCAGCCAUCGGCGGGCCAGGAGUGGCAUUCACUUGCGAGUACAAGUAUGACGGUGAGCGUGUUCAGCUGCACAUGAUGGAGGGCCGUAAGGUGAGGAUUUUCAGCCGCAGCAUGGAAAACAUUUGCGAGAAAUACCCCGAUGUGAUAGAGAGUUUUCUCAUCUGCGUGAAGCCCACGGUGAUGAACUGCAUAAUUGACCUUGAAGUGGUGGCUUAUGACCCGGAAAACGGAAAGAUAAUGCCCUUUCAGCAGCUGUCCACUCGCAAGCGUAAGGGCGUGUCCGUGAAGGACAUAUCCAUCCCGGUAUGCAUGUUCCCGUUUGACAUUCUCUACCUGAACGGCGAGUCCCUCGUGACUAAGUCUCUUUCAGAACGCCGCGCGGCGCUCGAAUCGGCGGUGUCUGAGAGGAAGAACCUACUCAGUUUCGCAUGCCGCAAGGACAUGAACUCCCUGGAUGAGAUUGACGAUUUCUUGCGCCAGGCGGUCUCGGAUUCGUGUGAGGGGCUAAUGAUAAAAAGUCUACACCAGGAUGCGACGUACGAGCCGCAGAUACGCACCAAUAACUGGCUCAAAUUCAAGAAGGAUUAUAUUGAAGGCAUGGGGGACUCACUUGACCUCGUGCCAAUCGCAGCUUUCUCAGGGACUGGAAGGAGAACAAGCGUUUACGGGUCGUUCCUCCUCGCAGUCUACGACCCCGUGCACGAAGUGUAUCAAAGCGUCUGCAGGACUGGCACAGGUUUCAACGACCAGAUGCUAACAGAUCUGCACGAUGGUCUGCAGGAGCACAUCGUCGCCCACAAGCCCGCGAUAUAUGACGUGCCGGCGAGCAUCGAACCUGACGUGUGGUUCCUCCCGGUGAGAGUGUGGGAAUGCAAGGCCGCGGACUUCUCCUUGUCGCCGAUUCACACGGCAGGACAGGAUUUCACUCCGAGCAAGAAGGGCAUUGGGUUGCGAUUUCCGCGUUUCAUACGCUUGCGACAUGACAAGGCCCCGGUCGACGCCACUACCAGCGAGCAACUGUAUGAGAUGUACGCGAAGCAAUUCAACAAGACGCUCUUCAAGGAGAAGAAUACUUCUUCAAGUUUUCAGCUCUGA